This is a messenger RNA of Danio aesculapii, 2412 nucleotides long. RefSeq names its product keratin, type I cytoskeletal 19. The record is from RefSeq and is a predicted model, not a curated record. NCBI's taxonomy places the organism in Eukaryota, Metazoa, Chordata, Actinopteri, Cypriniformes, Danionidae. The transcript is spliced from 7 exons. Gene Ontology annotation, molecular function: structural molecule activity. Bases 1162 to 2331 code for a protein of 389 amino acids.
UCCAAAACCUACCCUGAGACUUGUUGGAAGACCUGCUCUGAAACCUGCCCUGAGACGUGUUUGGAGACUUACCCUGAGACUUACUCCACAAGCUACCCAGAGGCCUCUGAGAUCUGCCCCAAGCCUUGCUCCUUCACCUUCCCUGAGACUUGCAGAAAGACUUGCUCUGAGACCAGCUCCGACUCCUGUCUGAAGACUUGCCCUGAAACCUGUUCUACCCUAAGCUGCCCAGAGACCUGCUAUGAGAGCUGCCCCAAGCCCUGCUACUCAACCUGCCCUGAAAUCUGCCCUAAGCCUUCCUCCUUCACCUGCCCCGAGACCUGUCUGAAGACUUGCUCUGAGAGUAGCUCCAUAACUUGCCCUGAGACCUGCUCCAACACCUGCACCAAACCCUGUUCAUUCACCUGCCCUGAGACCUGUCUGAAAACUUGCUCUGAGACCUUUCCCAAGCCCUGUUCUUUCACUUGCCCCGAGACCUGUCUUAAAACUUGCUCUGAGACCUGCCCCAAGACCUGUUCCUUUACCUGCCCUGACACCUGUCUGAAAACUUGCUCUGAGACCUGUCCCAAGCCCUGUUCCUUUACCUGCCCUGACACCUGUCUGAAAACUUGCUCUGAGACCUGUCCUAAGCCCUGUUCCUUUACCUGCCCCGAGACCUGUCUGAAAACUUGCUCUGAGACCUGUCCCAAGCCCUGUUCCUUCACCUGCCCUGAUACUUGUAUUAAAACUUCAUCUGAGAUCUGCCCUAAGCCAUGUUCCUUCACCUGCCCUGAGACCUCUCUAAAGCCUUGUUCACUCACCUGCCCCCAAACCUGUGCCGAGACCUGUCUGAAAACCGGCCCUGACACCUAUCUUAAAACUUGCUCUGAGACAUGCUCUGAGACCUAUCCCAAGCCAUGUUCCAUUACCUGCUCUGAGACCUGCUCUGACACAUUCUCCAAGUCCUGCUCCUUCAACUACCUCAAACCCUGCCCUGACAGUUGUCUGAAGACCUGCUCUGAGACUUUCUCCACAACUUGUUCUGAGACCUGCUCCAAGCCCAAGACUUGCCCGGAACCCUGCACCUCAAGCUACCCAGAAACCUUAUCUGAAACCUGCCCCAAGACUUGCUCCAUCUCCAACCCCAAGUCCUGCUUCAGCACUUUUUCCAAUAGUUGUUCCAUGUCUUCAGUGAUCGUUCCUCGUCAUUGUGGAACAGUUACAACAAAAGCCCACAGUGUAUAUGGUUGCAGUUUUGGAGGUAGGACCCGCAUCUCUUCUUGCUCCUAUCGUCCAAAUACUUGUUCGCCAUGUCCAUCAUACAAACUUGAUGGAUUUGGUGAAAGAUUUGGUGCUAGAAUCAUGGCUGGAGGGUGUUAUGGCAGGGAUUAUGACUAUCACCAGCUGAAUGAGAAGGCCACCAUGCAAAACCUGAACGAUCGUCUGGCGUCCUACCUGGACAAGGUACACUUUUUAGAGGCUGCCAAUGCCACUCUGGAGAAGCAGAUCUGUGAUUACUUCGAGAAGAAGGACCCAAUCUGCCAGAAAGACUACAGCUGCUACUUGAAAACCAUUGACUGCCUUCAGGAAAAGAUUAAAGAUGCUACAAUCACCAAUGGCAAAAUCCUACUCCGAAUCGACAACUCCAAAUUGGCUGCUGAUGAUUUCAGGAUAAAGUAUGAGAAUGAGCUGUCAAUACAUCAGUGUGUGAGGGCUGACAUUGAUAACCUGCGAUGUAUACUUGAUAAGACAUGCCUGGCAAAGGCCGACUUGGAGUUGCAGAUCUGUGCUUUAGAGGAAGAACUUGUGUAUUUGAGGAAAACUCACCAGGAGGAUGUGGCAGCACUAAUGUGUCAGUUGACAAACUCAAAGGUGUGUGUUGAAGUGGACGCCGCUCCUCAGCAAGACCUUAAAAAGGUUUUAGAUGAUAUCCGUUGUUAUUACGACACCAUCAUAGACAAACACUGCACAGAACAGGAGUGCUGGUUCAAAGAGAAGAUGGCAGGUCUAUGUAAAGAUACUGCAAUCAACACAGAGUGCCUGGAAACCUCCAUGUCACGUAUUUCUGAUUUACGACGCACAUUGCAGAGUCUGGAGAUCGAGCUACAGUCUCAAAUCAGCCUGAAAGGAGCUCUGGAGUGUUCACUUCUGGAAACAGAGGCACGUUACAGCACUUUGCUAGCAGGCUAUCAGAAACACAUCAACACAUAUGAGGCAGAGCUCUGUCAGGUUCGCACUGGCAUUGAGCAGCAGGGUAGAGAUUAUGAUGCCCUGCUGGACAUCAAGAGCCGCCUGGAGCAGGAGAUCACCACCUACAGGUGCCUCCUGGAAAACCAGGCCUCUCAGUGCUGAAAUUAGGUCAUCACAAUCUGUCUGUCCCUCAGUCUAGAUCACAUAAAACAUUUAAACACAUUUACCCUCUAUUUACAUGGU